AUGGUAUUUGGAGACUGUACAUGCGAAUAUGAGGACACAAAGCACAACAAAGAAGCUGCACUUAAGUACAAACUAGGUUCCAUUGCUUCCAUUCUUGUUGCUGGUGCUGUUGGGGUCAGUUUGCCAUUGCUAGGCAAGAAGAUCCCAAUUCUAAGGCCCAAAAACGACAUCUUCUUCAUGAUCAAGGCCUUUGCAGCCGGCGUCAUUCUUGCAACUGGGUUCAUUCACAUACUACCAGAUGCAUUUGACAACUUGACUUCAUGA
Messenger RNA from Prunus armeniaca (apricot), 264 nucleotides. Lineage: Eukaryota; Viridiplantae; Streptophyta; Magnoliopsida; Rosales; Rosaceae. The record is from the annotation of a GenBank genome assembly.